Lachancea dasiensis is the source of this 783-nucleotide messenger RNA. NCBI's taxonomy places the organism in Eukaryota, Fungi, Ascomycota, Saccharomycetes, Saccharomycetales, Saccharomycetaceae. The record is from the annotation of a GenBank genome assembly.
AUGAUUCUCCAGUCGGCUAUACUAAUAGUCGCCAUUCUGCUGCAGUUUUCGGCUGCUGGUACUAGCUUUCUGGCUCUAAAUUCGCAAAGGUACAGGGAAGCUUUGGAUGACGCCACGGCUGCAUCGUGGCCAGAACUGGCAUCCUUAGGAACCUCCAAAGAACCCUUAGUGUGCUUUCGCUUUACACAAUUUGACCUCCUUACGCAGCUGGCUCAAUCCUCCGCGAAUACUAGAUUUCUCCCUACUUUCUUUGAGGACUCUGUCACCAACGUUUGGAUCGACGAUGUCCCAUCUACUGCCGUUGGUGCUAUGUAUUCGCCAGUGGUGGCCGUUGGUCAACUCCCCGACUCAAUCGUUCCAUCUUUAUACAGCCAAGUCGACGGAGAGGAUGCCGUGGUAGUUUUCGAAUUUUCCGAGCCGUCUUACGAUUUGGAACGUCUCGACGAGUAUCUGGAAACUGCGUAUCUAUUUUUGGAGGACACAAUGGCUAAUAUCGACAACCUGGUGGUUCAGGUCCCCACUUCGGGCAAGUCUUACGUUAGGGAUGCUGCCGACGCCUCUGAAAUCGGCGUCUCGGACCCAAACAAGAAGCCCAAACCAAGUGUUCCAGCUGACGACACUGAAAUCCUCAGCACCUUGUGGACUGAAGGUCUCAUAAGCUGCUUAAUUGUGGCUGGGUUUUUGCUCUUUGUCCUCGUCAUUGCUAUCUCCUGGGUCACCAGCAUUGACAUAAGCUACGGUGCUCUUGAAAAACCCGUUAACCCUCUCAAAAAGACCAACUGA